Scophthalmus maximus (turbot) is the source of this 4612-nucleotide messenger RNA. RefSeq names its product transcription initiation factor TFIID subunit 4-like. Gene Ontology annotation, cellular component: transcription factor TFIID complex. Gene Ontology annotation, biological process: transcription initiation at RNA polymerase II promoter; DNA-templated transcription. Gene Ontology annotation, molecular function: protein heterodimerization activity; DNA binding; RNA polymerase II general transcription initiation factor activity. The transcript has 16 exons. The record is from RefSeq and is a predicted model, not a curated record. Lineage: Eukaryota; Metazoa; Chordata; Actinopteri; Pleuronectiformes; Scophthalmidae. Bases 350 to 3070 code for a protein of 906 amino acids.
UAUAGCAACAACGCAGCCAUUUUGGCUCUUCUACGGUCAAACCGAGUGGCUUGAGAAUGCUUUGAUAAUGAGAGUAGCUUGACGAAGCCACGUUGUACUGGGGACACUGUCCCGGUGAUUGCUCGCUGUUGUUCAGUGGCAUCGGGAGAAAUUCCGAGCGGCGGCGUCGUCGUUGUUGUUGUUGUUCUUCGCGAGCUCCGUGUCUCUCUCCCCGGACCGCCCGCAGUUUCCCUCAGUCGACUCGCUCCAACGGUUUAUUUUUUCCCUCGACGGACCAAUCAGAGCCGCCCGACGGGCCGCCGGUCACGGGCGGCGCGUCCAAUCAGCGCAUGCGCACUGCUCGACAAAGAUGGCGGCGGGCUCCGAUUUGCUGGGCGAUGUUUUCCUCGGCGCCGAGCUGGACGAGAAAGUGGUGAGCGACGUGGUGGGGUCCCUGGAGCGAGAGCUCACGGCGGCGGCGGACGCCCGCGUCCGGCCUGCGGCGGGCGCCGUCGGCAGCGCCGCCGUAGCUCGCAACUCCGGCGUUCACGGCGGCAAAAUGGGACUUUCGGGCGCAGACGAGCACGGAGGUGUCACCGGCGCUGCGGGGCCGGACACGGACGGAGCAGCUGGGACCCCGUCGCCGGCAGGACCGAGCGCGACAGCCGCGCAGAGUCAGCCCAAGUCGGGCGCAGCGUCGUGCGUCGGGACGCCCGCGGCUCUGACUGUGAAUGGAAGCGCGGUGGUUGUGAACUGUCGCGUCCCCGGUGGCUCGUCCGCUGACAGCAGCCUGUCGCCGCCGCCUGUCGACGGGGGGUCGGUGGCCGCAGCUCAGAGUACUGCCCCUGUGGUGUCUGCGAAGAGUGUUCCCACGGUCACGCUGGUGAGGCCGCCUAUGCAAACUCCCACCAACACCGGCGGAGUCAACCCGCCCUCGGGUCUGACAGCAGCGGCGCCCGUCACGGUGGUUGGGCCGCUUGUCAACACCAAAUGUGACCCCGCAAAGACUCCACUGCAGACCGGCGUCGUGGCUCCGACCCUGAGGAGUCCGACCGGCCCACAGAUCCUGAGGACUUCAGUUCCGUCGGCGGUCUCCUCCGCUCCGCCGGGCGGAGUGCGAGUCAUCGCUCCUCAGGUGUUGGCUCCUCGACAAAACGCCCCAAACAUCCAGAACAUUCAGCUUCCCCCAGGCAUGGUGCUGGUUCGCAGUGAGAGUGGGCAGCUGCUGAUGAUACACCAGCAGACCUUGGCCCAGAUGCAGGCUCAGUCGCAGUCCCAAAGCGCCAUGACACCGCGCCCCGCAGCCCCCACCAGCACUCCACCUGUCCACAUCACGUCUCUGCAGGCUCCGGGCUCGUCCCUGCUGGCUCGCUCGGUCGCGCCCACCACCACCACCACCACCACCAUCAUCAAACAGGGUUCCACAGCACAGACCACCAUGACGACCACCUCCAAAUUGCAGAGGCCUCCGGUACUGCAGAACACCAUCAUGUUGGGAGCAGGUGCCACCACCCCCGGUCAGCCCCUGGGAACCUCCACCACCACCGUCCCAGGCGGAGCUGUGGCCACGACUGGAACGCAGAGGGUGGGGCCCCCUGUGGCCACUGGGACACCUAUGGCUCCAACGCCCGUCACAGCUGAGACUCUGGAGAACGUGAAGAAGUGUCGGAACUUUCUGUCCACGCUGAUCAAGCUGGCGUCCAGUGGGAAACAGUCCUCUGAGACCAUAGCCAGCGUCAAGGAGCUGGUCAAACAUUUGCUGGAAGCAAAGAUGGAGCCUGAAGAUUUCACCAGUAGAUUAUACCGGGAGCUCAACUCCUCACCGCAGCCAUACCUCGUGCCUUUCCUGAAGAGAAGUCUCCCCGCUCUGCGUCAGAUGACCCCGGACCCGGAGGCCUUCAUCCAGCAGAGCCUGCUGCCUCUGCCCAACACUCAAUCGGUCGCAGCCUCCACCGCUCUCACCGCCGUGGUGCUGCGACCUCCUCUGUCCUCAACCACGGCCAAAGCCGCCGUCAGCUCCACCGCCGCCAAAAGUCACACCGUUAUCAGCCUAAGCCAGUCGCCUCACGGCAGGGCGGGACUGCAACAGGGGGCGACGGUGAGGCCGCAGGUCACCGUGGCUCCGUCUCCAAUGGUAACGCUCCGAGGACAACCUCACAGCCGCAUCAUUGUGGGUCCGACGCAGGUCGUCAAACAGCUGCAGACGGUUCCAGCAGUGAAGCAGACGUUGGCUCAGGGGUCAAGAGGUCACGUGGUCACUCAGACUCUCGCCGGCGCUCAGAGGAACCAGCUGAAGGAGGCAGGAGCAGGAAACUUCAGGGACGAUGACGAUAUCAACGACGUGGCCUCCAUGGCCGGAGUCAACUUGUCGGAGGAGAGCGCCCGUAUCUUGGCAACCAACUCUGAUCUCAUGGGCACGGUCACUCGCUCCUGUAAGGACGAAGCCUUCCUCUCCUCCUCUUCGCUCGCCCGCAGAGUUCUUCUGAUCGGCAAGAAAUUUGGCAUCAGCGAGUUGGGCUCAGAUGUGGUCAACUACAUUUCCCACGCUGCACAGCAGCGACUGCAGAGCCUGCUGGAGAAGGUGUCGCAAGUGGCGCAGCAGAAGAACGUGUCCUUCAAGGAGGACGAGCGUCACCAGCAGGUGAGCGACGUUCGAGCGCAGCUCAAGUUCUUCGAGCAGCUGGAUCAGAUGGAGAAGCAGAGGAAGGAGGAGCAGGAGAGGGAGAUUCUGUUGAAGGCUGCCAAGUCUCGGUCGCGGCAGGAGGACCCUGAGCAGCUCCGCCUGAAGCAGAAGGCCAAAGAGAUGCAGCAGCAGGAGUUGGCUCAGAUCAUGCAGAGAGAGGCGAACCUGACGGCGCUGGCAGCAAUCGGCCCAAGGAAAAAACGGAAGACCUUCUCUCCCGUUCGAGGCGCCGGUGCAGAGGGCUCGGGGUCGGGGCCCUGUCCGCCCUCAGGCUCCGGUGGAUCUGGCUCCAGACAGUUCCUGCGACAGCGCAUCACCAGAGUGAACCUCCGCGACCUGCUGCUCUGCCUGGAGAACGAGACGGGGACCAGCCGCUCACAGCUGCUCUACAAAGGCUUCCUUAAAUAGAACCUGCAGUAAAAAAACAACACUCGUCUCUCGACCGUCGGCUCCGACUCGCGCCGCCGCUGCUCCUCCCGCCGGCUGCUGCAGGACGUGCAGACAUCUCGUCUGCGGGAAGUGAAUUAUCUGAGCGUCUUAAGGCUCAGAACCGUUUUGUGUGUUCAGCUCAGACACGGAGCAAAAUGUUUUUCGACUGGACUCUGAUUUCAUUGUGUCCGUGUUGCUUUGCUUCUCCAGAGGCCGUCACUUCCCUCCCGCCGCCGCCGCCGCCGCCGCUCGCAAGAGAGUCGUCUUUAACUGAACUGAGCACGACACGCGCGAAGAGCUCCAAACCUCCGGCUCAUUACAGCGGCAGUGGAUUUCCGAGCUGGUUCCAGUUCACAUGAAUGUGCCGCCUGAUUGUUUUUUACCAAACAGCAGUAAUUCUCAUUUCCUCGAAACUGUGAGAACGUAAAAGUUUUAAUUUAUAAUCACAUUUAGACCAUAUUUUAUCUCAGUUUAACGUCUGGAAGAGUUGCCUUCUCAUUAAGAUGAUUCAUUAAGAUUAAUAUGAUCAAGCCAUAUGGAUCGGAACACGUUGUUCACUUUGUGUUAUGUCCAUCUUGUGUGAUUUAUUGUUUUGUUCCAUUGGUGAAAUCAUAGCUGUUGCUAUUUGAACUUCCUUGAUUCAGAUUCCAGCUACUACACAGACACUUUCCGUAAAGAUCAGAAAGUAAUGAAACCUUCACAUAAAAAAUAUUAUUAAAAAUAAUAAUAUUAUUAUUAAUAAUGAUAAUAAUAAUAAUAAUAAUGAUAAUGGGGAUUAGGCUCUGUUGUGCUGUUACUAAGAAAAGGAGCUAUCAAGUCAAUUUCCUGCCUUUUCUCAAUGUCCCAUGAGGAAGUACAGUCUGAGAUGUGUUCAUGUUUACUGUAAAGGUUUGUUGGAUUAUUUUUUUUGACCAUUAAAAAAAUAGAAUCAUAAUGUAACUCGACAAAAAAAGAAUCAAAAUGGCCGUGAGUGAUUGAACGUGUCCACGCUGUGUAGCUCUUGUGCUACAACGUGAAUCCAUUGAAGAACUUUGGAGAAAUGAAUCGCCAUCAUUUUUCUUUUGUCACAGUCGCUCCUCUUUACUGACGUUUGGUAAACGUGGUCAUGAGACAAAUCAGUUUUCUAAAAAAAAAAAAAUAGUCGAUCGGAUAAACCUAUACUUUAUAACUUUUGAUAUUUUUAGUGCACAUGAUUCUAAUAAUUAUAAUUUUGGACUUUGUACCUUUUUGUCAUUUUCUGAAAGAAUGUUUACGGCAGAUUUUAUUACUGUACAUACAGGUCAGUUUGCUAUUUGUAGAUUUAUCAGUUGCCAACUUUAAAAAGCGGAGAAAAUGUCUCAUUUUUCAUGUAUAUAUAUACAUCUGUUAUAUAAGACAAAUAUACAAUGCUUUGUUGCCAACACCAUGUACAUUCUGCACAGCCACUUGUUCAUAAUGUAAAUAUCUAAAUUUAAAAGUUUUUAAUUGCUAUUUUUUAAUGGAGUGAGAGAAUGAUCUGUAUUAAAAAAAAGAAAGAAAUAA